Messenger RNA from Hepatospora eriocheir, 240 nucleotides. The record is from the annotation of a GenBank genome assembly. Lineage: Eukaryota; Fungi; Microsporidia; Hepatosporidae.
AUGAACUAUAUUCUACUGUUAAUUAUAACAUGUAUUUAUGCUAGUUGUAUGGAAAUAAUGGUUAUAUCGAAUGAUGAAAACAAUAGUUUUGAAAACAAUGAACUUUAUCAUGAUGGUAGUGAAGAUGGCAGUGAAGAUGGAAAUAUUUAUUCUACUGAACUUGUUUUAGAUGAAGAAUCUACUGAAUUUAAUUUCGAAAUCAACAGUUUAAAAGAUAUAAAUAGACCUUUAUACUUUUAA